This is a messenger RNA of Styela clava, 1081 nucleotides long. RefSeq lists its product as uncharacterized. The record is from RefSeq and is a predicted model, not a curated record. Lineage: Eukaryota; Metazoa; Chordata; Ascidiacea; Stolidobranchia; Styelidae.
UUUUCUCUCAUAUCAACGAUAUAAAGCGACGGUAUUGAUGAUUUUGACAGAUAUUUUAUUUGUCAAUCGCCAGAAAUAAAUUUUUUUUGUAAAGGCAAAAAAUCACGGACACGUGGUAAAGUUUUUGAAAUAGAACAAUUCGAAUUGAAACAAAAAUGUUGAAGAGUACAUAUUUUAUUGCUGUACUUGCAAUGACAGCAGUUGUCAUCGCAUGUGUGGCUUCUGCGCCAAUGUCGGUCAAAAGAGCUGCGUUGAAUCGAUUAACUUUGGCACGAAAAAUGAAACUUUUAAGACGACAGAUAGCAGCUGAAAAGGAAAGAAUAAAAACAGAGGAAAAAGAGUGUGACGAUAACACCAAUGCUAAAGCUGAAGAUGAGCCAAGUACCUACAGAGAUGCCCCGAAUAGCAGACGAAUACGCCGAAGAAAAUUUCUGAAGAAGUUAAUGGCAUCAUGUGCUCCAAGUAUCCGUCAAACGUGCAAAACAAUGUUUUCAAGUUGCAAAAUACAAACGAUAUUCAAAAGGAGCAUCGAAGACAAUAGCGAGGUUGCACUGAACAGAGUAAAACGAUCAAAGCACAACAAAACACGCGGAAAAGGCAAGAAGAGGAUUCGCGUUGAUAUUUCAUGCGAACUUUGUGAAAAACUCUGUUGGAAGUGAAGGAACCAAAGAUACGAGAGUUUUUAACUUUCUGAAAUUCCGUUUACUCUAAUAUUGUGAAGUGCAAUUCAACGAUGAUCAACAGUUUGGGUUUGUUCAGAGAUAUAUAUCGAAUCUUAAAAUUGCAUCUUUUUGUCGCCCGGGCUUCAUGUGAAUAAUGGGUCAGGAAUAGCCAUCGGUGAACAAUCACUAAAAACAGAUGCUAAAACGCAUACAACUAAGCUGUCACGCCUGUAAACCGAAAUCAUGAUAAAUAUAUAGCGAUUUUUGUGUUAUUAAAGUUCAUUCAUAUUUAUUUACAUAAAUGUCUGAUAUAUUUUGUUGACGGAAAAUUUAUGAAUGUUUUUUUUAUUAUGAGUGUAACUUAUUUUAUUUUUAAGUUGUUUAUUUUAAACCACUGAACUUUAAAUAAAUAUGUAUAA